This is a messenger RNA of Elephantulus edwardii (Cape elephant shrew), 1410 nucleotides long. It is a transcript of the gene MINDY1, whose product is annotated as family with sequence similarity 63, member A. Gene Ontology annotation, biological process: protein K48-linked deubiquitination. The coding region runs from base 7 to 1410 and encodes 467 amino acids. The record is from RefSeq and is a predicted model, not a curated record. Gene Ontology annotation, molecular function: cysteine-type deubiquitinase activity; cysteine-type carboxypeptidase activity; K48-linked deubiquitinase activity. Gene Ontology annotation, cellular component: cytosol; cell periphery. The transcript has 9 exons. NCBI's taxonomy places the organism in Eukaryota, Metazoa, Chordata, Mammalia, Macroscelidea, Macroscelididae.
CUGACCAUGGAGCACCCGGAACCUGAGUUGUUAGCCUCUGGUGAGUCCAGGAAUGUAGAGGCGGUCACCCCGGAAAACCACGAGGUUCUGCCAGCACCAGAGGAACAGUCUCGGGACAAGGAUGACGGAAAUGCUGAUGGAUUGCCUAGAGAACAGGAACCAGGAGACCAAGCUUCACUACCUGCCCAGGACCAGGAGAACCUAGAGUCCCCUCCACCUGAAGCUCGCUCAAGCCAAGUGGAGCCAGCCCAUGGGACUCAGACUGAGGUAGAAACAGUUGGGGCAUGCUCCAGGGCCCAAGAGCUCCCCCAGUCCCCAAGGGCCCGACAGCCAGAGCCAGACUUCUACUGUGUAAAGUGGAUCCCCUGGAAAGAAGAGAGAACACCCAUCAUCACUCAGAGCGCAAAUGGCCCAUGCCCUCUCCUUGCCAUCAUGAACAUCCUCUUUCUUCAAUGGAAGGUGAAGCUGCCUCCUCAGAAGGAAGUGAUCACAUCAGAUGAGCUCAUGGCCCAUCUUGGAGACUGCCUCCUGUCCAUCAGGCCCCAAGAGAAGUCAGAGGGACUUCAGUUGAAUUUUCAGCAGAAUGUGGAUGAUGCUAUGACAGUGCUGCCGAAACUGGCUACAGGCCUGGAUGUCAAUGUGCGGUUCACAGGGGUCUCUGAUUUUGAAUAUACACCAGAGUGCAGUAUCUUUGAUCUGCUAGGCAUACCACUGUACCAUGGCUGGCUCGUUGAUCCACAGAGUCCUGAGGCUGUGAGUGCUGUUGGGAAACUGAGUUACAACCAGCUGGUAGAAAAGAUCAUCACAUGCAAGCACUCCAGUGAUACCAACCUGGUGACAGAAGGCCUGAUCGCUGAACAGUUCCUGGAGACCACGGCAGCGCAGCUGACCUACCAUGGACUGUGCGAGCUAACAGCAGCUGCCAAGGAGGGUGAACUUAGCGUCUUUUUCCGAAACAACCACUUUAGCACUAUGACUAAGCACAAGAGCCACCUGUAUCUACUGGUCACUGACCAGGGCUUUCUUCAAGAGGAGCAAGUGGUAUGGGAAAGCCUGCACAAUGUGGAUGGGGACAGCUGCUUCUGUGACUCCAACUUUCACCUAAGUCAUUCCCUGGUCAAGGAACCUGGAGCAGAAGGUGGGACUGGCUCCCCAGAAAAGCAGCUGCAGGUAGACCAGGACUACCUGAUCGCCUUGUCACUGCAGCAGCAGCAGCCACAAGGUGCCUUGGGUCUUAGCGACUUGGAGCUAGCCCAGCAACUUCAGCAAGAGGAGUAUCAGCAGCAGCAAGCAGUCCAGCCUGCACAGAUGCGGGCACCAUCCCCUCAGGGGAGAGGAGCCACAUCCAGACGCCCGGCUGGGGAGCGUCGGCAGAGGCCGAAGCAGGAAUCGGACUGUGUUCUCCUAUAG